Messenger RNA from Cebus imitator (Panamanian white-faced capuchin), 270 nucleotides. RefSeq names its product metallothionein-1E-like. The transcript has a single exon. The record is from RefSeq and is a predicted model, not a curated record. The annotation marks the transcript as partial. Gene Ontology annotation, molecular function: metal ion binding. NCBI's taxonomy places the organism in Eukaryota, Metazoa, Chordata, Mammalia, Primates, Cebidae.
UGCCCCAACUGUUCCUGCGCUACUGGUGGCUCCUGCACGUGUGCCAGCUCCUGCAAGUGCAAAGAGUGCAAAUGCACCUCUGGAAAGAAGAGCUGCUGUUCCUGUUGCCCCGUGGGCUGUGCCAGGUGUGACCAGGGCGGAGUCUGCAAAGGGGAGUCAGAGAAGUGCAGCUGCUGUGCCUGAUGAGGGGACAGUUCUGCUCCCAGAUGUAAGUAGACCAACCUGGACAAACCUGGAUUGAUUUUUUUUUUAAUACAACCUGGAACCAUU